CCAUUUUGUUGGUAGAGGCAGGAGGAGGUCGGUUCGGAGACGCCAAGGUGGUCAGCAGCUAGCUAGUCGGUGCUCGCGGGCUGUGUUUGUUUCGUGCCUCGUCUCUCCCUGGAAAGGGAGGGAGGCUUCGACGUCGAAAAGGGAGCCGCUGCCGCAGUCCGAGCUCGAAGUCGCUAGGACUUCUCUCAAACGUACGUGCUGAGGACACUCAGAUGUUGGCCUCAGCUCCUAGGCUGAACCCUGCAGAUUGGCCCAUGAAAACUUCUGAAUUGAGACAAAGGAAGGGAUCCGUCAGAAAGCAACGCCUGUUAUCCUGGGCUUGGCAGCAAGGAAGAGGACGGGAAGUGGAAAUCCUGCAAUCUGAAAAGCAGACUGAAAGGUGACAAAGAAGCUGAAGAUGGGUGGUGGAGAGAGGUAUAACAUUCCAACCCCUCAAUCUAGAAAUGUUAGUAAGAACCAACAACAGCUUAAUAGACAGAAGACCUUGGAUCAGAAUUCCCAGAUGAAGAUUGUUCAUAAGAAAAAAGAAAGAGGACACGGUUAUAACUCAGCAGCAGCUGCAUGGCAGGCCAUGCAAAAUGGGGGGAAGAACAAAAAUUUUCCAAGUAGUCCAAAUUGGAACUCUAACUUAUCAAGUCCUAGCUUGCUUUUUAAAUCUCAAGCCAAUCAGAAUUAUGCUGGAGCCAAAUUUAGUGAGCCACCAUCACCAAGUGUUCUUCCCAAACCACCAAGCCACUGGGUUCCCGAUUCCUUUAAUCCUUCAGAUAAGGAAAUAAUGACAUUUCAACUUAAAACCUUACUUAAAGUACAAGUCAAGUAACUAAUGUUUAAAUUUAGUUAUGUUUACAAAUGGUGGUCAUUUAGUCUGAAACAUUCACUAGAGAAUUAAUCUGUAAAAUUGGUAAUGUAAAAAUAUAAUCAGACUGUAUCAUUUGUUUUAUGUGCUGUGUGCACUGUGAUAGUAUCAGUGCAACCUAACUAAGUAAUUGUACUUGGUAGUUAACUGAAUAACUUGAGACACCUGAAGUUUAGAUUUGGGGAAUGGUAAAGGAAUCAGCUUUUUCUUUUGUCUGUUGGGGGGAAUAAUUUAAGAUUCAUGGCGUUGGUCAGUACAUUUACUUCCAGUCAAUCAGGUUAUAAUCAUCUAGCUAAAACAUACAAGGAUUGAAAACUAGGGGUUGAACAUUUUAAAAUUUAAGGACACCCAAACCAGUAACAUGCCAACACCUAAUGCACUGCCAGAAGAAAAUGUGAAUUUUUCUUAACUGCAUUUUACAAAACUGUGUGGUUGUGAAUGUGUAAUGGGCAUUUGGGGCUUACUAGAAUGAGGCACAGAAUACCCAGUGGUCCUGUUUUCUUAAAUGCAGUGACUAGGCAUCUGUCAACAGAUGUACCAAAACUUUUUCCCUCAGAAAUAGUAUUAAAAGAUCACUCAAUAGCUUUCAAAGAACAUUCCUGUAUUAUCGCACUGACAGUGAUCUGGCCUCAUUCGUCCCUGCAAAGUUUGCAAGUAUGGAGUUGUACAAUGUGAAGGUUUUAAGUUCCUAAGGAAGAAAGAGCCAUGUAAAUACAUAUAGUAAACUUGUAGCAUAUGUAAAGUUUUCUUGGCCUUUAUCUUACAGAAAUAGACUAUUUUAGUAAAUGAAUUUGCAGAAUGUAUGACCAUGGACUUUUUAUACUAUGGCCUAAUUUUAAAGGUCCCUAAUUGUAUUUAAAGUUUGCCCUUGUGCUAAAGUGCCAGUGUAUGUAUGUUAUAAAUGAUUUGGUUGUAAACUAUUUCAAAGUAAAGUGUAAUAUGCUUCUAUUAUAACUAAAAAGGUUAAGCUGCUAAAACAUUUCCUAUUUUAAAGAGAUGUAAAUGCAGUACAAGAUCAUUCCCACAACCCCCAUCUUUAAACCCAAAGAUUCAUUUUGGCUUUCACCAGUUCUUGUAACUAUGUUUGGUGCCAGGCCAGUGACUUUUUUUUUUGGUCAGGACUAAGUGCAACCCAGGGGGACCAUUUAUGCAUCAGAUGUAGUUUCUUGCAUUGACACCUCAAAGCAUGUUUUUACCAACUUGAGGGGUAAACACCAAACAGUUAAUCCAGCAAGUCAGAAAAAUGUGCGUCAAUUUAAAAAUCCUAAUAGCUAGUAUCUUCUCUAAUUUGGCACCUUUUUUUUUUUUUGGUAUUUAUAAGCAAGACAGCUAAGUUCUAUUUCACCAAAUAAAUUCAGCUGAAUUAGUAUUACCCAAGUCAAAUAAUGAAUAUCCUAAAGGACAAAUAAUGUAUAUGAUUUGAAUUUGAAAUAUGAAAAUUAAAAAAAUUUUUUCCCAAGAGGAUUGUUUUUAUUUAAAUAACUGUUAUGACUGCCUCAUCUUUAUUCUUAGAAUGUACAUAAUUAAAUGUGCUAGGACUGUUGGCUGGAAAAGAGGCUACUAAUCUGCUAUUUGAUUAGUUUGACAGCUGUAAUUAAGGAUGAUGUAGAACUCUUCUUUCCCUUCAGUGUUAACAGUUUAUAUAUAUAUAUAUAGCCACAUUCUUUUCUGUACUGUAAUUUGACUAGAAUUAAUUCUCCUACAUACUAGUAUUUGAACUCCCACUGACCUGUACUAUUUCUAGUUUGGUACUGACAAGCAAACUGGUAAAUGUUCAGAGAAUGGACGCUGAAAGUAGAAAAGGGAUUUGUAAGGGCAACCUGAGUAUUUGGUCAGUGAUCAUAUGGGCAUCUCAUACCUCAGAAAGACAUUAAUAAAGUUGUGAUAAUCCUUCAGAAAGUGAUGAAGGGAUCAAAAAAUGGUAGAUACAACCUAUUGUGUAGGGCUGCUUUAGAAAUACACAAACAGCAGCCAUACUGUGAGCCUUCCUUAGCAAGAAUGUGGGGGUUUGGGGGGAAGACAGACGGGAAUGGCCAACAGAAUGGACCCAAGAGAGAUUUUGGGUAAGCUGCAAGCUUUUCCCAGUAAAAGUUGUGCUGUCCGUUUUAAACAGAGAUGGAAUACAUCUCUAAGGCCUCUUACACAGAUGAGGUACAAAAAGUCCACUGGGGUAGUUACAUCUGAAAGAGCAAAAUCUGAAGAAAACCAAGAUUUUUUUUUUUUGUCUCCUAGACCAGUUUAUUAUUUCACUCUCAGCAUUCAAAGAAAUGUGAUCUGCAGAAAACUAGAUUACAAAGGCCUUUUACUUCUUUACAAACUACUGUCAAUUAUCAAUGAAUUUACAUGCCUCAUUUUUUAUUCCAAAAAAGUCCAUUCUUGUAACAAGGAUGAAAUGGCUUUACAAAUACACAAACAUUAUAAUAACCAACACUGUUUGUUAGAGGAAGAGGCAAAGGAAAAGACCCAACAGGAGUCAUUUUCCAUAAUGACUAGCAAAAUGUCUUCUAGAUGUCAACAGCUGAAGACAAAAAGGAUCCUUACUACCACCUAUUUAUCAAGCCAUCACUAUAAAAAUUGAGAACUUAGCAGUUCUGGGACUCCUAAAACCUUUAUGAUCCACCAGAUUCCUGACUAUUGCUCAAAUCCCAGCUUUCCCAUGUCAAAAUAUCUUAGGACUUUGUAAACAGGAACAUGGUCAAAAUGCAUUACAAAAAUCUCUAGUUGAAAUUUGGAAAGCCAGGCUGGAAUUAGUUUGUGAGCCACAACUGCCUGAAAGAUCUUGGGUUACACAAUCUCUUUCUCAUCCAGAAAAGCAACCCAUUAUGUUACAAAGUAGUGAGGAAUGAAAUAGUGCAUGAAAAAAGCCUUUCUCAAGGCAAGUAUUCCAUAAAGGACAACUUUCUCAUCUGUCAAAUGGAAGAAUACCCAUUUCCCAGAAGUGUUUUUAAGAUUUAAGUAGGAGUUUCUGAAAAGCAUUUGGCUUGGCACAUUAAGUGCUUAGUAAUAUUAACAGCCUUCAAUAUACAUGGAAACAACCACAGCUAGACUAACAAUUCAUUGUAACUGAACAGCUGCCAAAACCACAUGGGCCCUUUCUGAUUUACCACAUUUAAAACUUUUAGAACUGUUAAGUAUUGUUACUGUACUUAUAAAUGAACAAAGUAUUUUCCAGCAAAAAUAAAAUCAAAACACUAUUCACCAUUAAAAAAAUCUCAUCCAAAUAUGCAACUUAAUUCUCCUCUCUGGAACAUGUUAACCUCAAUUCAAACAGAAAUGCAGAAGGGAGAUAGAGGACGAACCAUCUCUGAACCACACAGAUACUGUUCUUAAAAAUACACAAAACCACACCUCUACCUGCAAGAACCAUCAAUUCAAUGCUAAUGAUUAUAUAAAAGUAUAAGAUACAUUUUGUAAUUAAAUCUAUAAUCUUUGCUCUAAACUCUAGAUUCCAUUAUAUCAAUUUUUAUUAUCUCCUUGAAAAUAAAGCUUCUAAAAGCGU
Molecule: messenger RNA, 4355 nt
Organism: Castor canadensis (American beaver)
Lineage: Eukaryota; Metazoa; Chordata; Mammalia; Rodentia; Castoridae
Gene: Pnrc2
Product: proline rich nuclear receptor coactivator 2
Source: RefSeq, a predicted model, not a curated record